AUGUUGUACCAUACUUUCAAGUCGCUCGUGAUCGCGCUGGCGCUCGGCACCAACAUCGCGUUGGCACAGAAUUCCGCCAAUUCGCUAGUGAGCCGUCGCCUCACUGAGUAUCUGAUGCCGGCCGCGACUGAGACGCAUGAGUUUGCGCGCGUGCCGGACUCGAAUUUCGUGCUGCUGACGCAGAUGUCUGACAGCGAGCUUAUCAAGAUCGAGCUGGACCCAACCACCGAGGAGCCCGUUGCUUUUCACUCGUUCCCCAUGGGAAAGAGCAGUAGUUCCGAGCUACAUGGUGUGUGGCCAUCGACUGUGUACCCAGGCAUGAUGUGGCUAUCGCUCCAGGGCGACAACCAGCUGCUGCUCGUGGAUCCCGGUCAGAACCUCUCGACUACGCCGUCCAUCAUACAGACUAUUGAUAUACCGGAGCCGGGAAACGGUCCGCAUUGUGUGUUUGAGAUUGGCGACCGCGUCUGGGCCGGCCUGAAGGUAGCAUCUGAGCAAACUGGCCAGUACUAUGUGUUCUCUGCCCAUGUCUCCAACCCUACGGACUAUACGAUGUAUCAGUGCCUCAAGAGCCCCGUGUUUAUUAAGGAGGAGCCGACUACCGGCCUGAUCUACGUCACUCAAGACAGUGACUCGUCCAUCAUGCGCAUCAAUGUCACCAGUGGCGAGACGGCGCAGCUGCCAAUUCCGCCCAGCGUCGGCAACAACGCCGUCGGAAUGAUCUCCGCCUACGGUCCCAUGAAUGGUGUGUGGUUCACUCUCGCUGGGAAUGCCACUGGUGGCACCGGCACCUUUGGCCAUAUCGGAUCCUCUGGCGAGAUGGAGUUCUUCCAGCUCCAGCACCCGCUGCUCGGCACCAACGCUGGUCUACUGCAUAUCGCUGACGCGUCGAGCGUAGCCGGCGGCCCAGCCUUGUGGCUCCUGUCGACGUCGCUGCUCAGCAACAAUUCGCCCGAUGCCCUGAUUCGCGUGACUUUUGACGCUGGCAUCACAUCCGUUUCCGGCGAAGAGUACAUCUCUAUGCUCACUCAAAAUGCCAUGGUGCACCGUGUCUUGCCCAUGGAUGCCACGGUUUUGGUGUCCGAGCUCCACACAUUUACACUCGCCCAACUCACGUAUAACAACACCAUUGCCGGGCAGUGGCUACCGGCUGAGUCUGUCAGUAACACUACGGUUUACACACAGCCCGGUUGA
This is a messenger RNA of Penicillium canariense, 1194 nucleotides long. RefSeq lists its product as uncharacterized. NCBI's taxonomy places the organism in Eukaryota, Fungi, Ascomycota, Eurotiomycetes, Eurotiales, Aspergillaceae. Bases 1 to 1194 code for a protein of 397 amino acids. The record is from RefSeq and is a predicted model, not a curated record. Gene Ontology annotation, molecular function: protein binding. The transcript has a single exon.